CUCCAAUUCAGGAGGUCCGAAAGAGACCUCGGAAGUGAUUUUUAUCUAUAAAGACGUUGAGGCUGCCGACUGAAAUGUGAUUGCAACCUUUACUUUCUCUCAUCCAUCCCAUGAAAUCGCUCGUUCGUUUUGAAGAUGAGGGUGUCGUACGCUAUUUGGGCAGUGCUUCUGGGCCGGACCGCCGUCUCGUCCGCCUCACCUGAUCAAUCACCGACAAAUGUCGUGCGCGGAGCAUAUAUUGUGGAGCUCGACAGUGACGCUGACGGCCCGGAUUCUCUUUACGAGACCCUCGCUAGCGAUGACAAUAUCGCCGUAGACCACCGCCGUGAUCUUCGGUCGAGCAUCUUCAACGCUGCGUCGUUCCAGCUGCGGGAUGUUGCGGCAGGCAGCAGCCACGAUGCGGAAAGCUUUAUGGAAAAGGUCAGGGCAAAGCGCAAUGUUAAAAAUGUCUGGCCAGUACGAAGCGUCUACAUCAACAACGAAGUGGCGAAGCCCUCCCGGAUGAACAUUCCCAUUGGCCGGCGGCAUGAGUCUCGAGACGUGGACGAAAGCAGCAACACCACGACCUUCGCGCCCCAUAUCCAGACACAGAUCGACAAGCUGCGCGCCGAGGGAUAUACGGGCAGCGGCGUUCGCAUCGCCGUUGUCGACAGUGGCGUUGAUUACACUCAUCCCGCUCUUGGCGGGUGCUUCGGCCCUGGGUGUCUAGUCGAGGGUGGCUACGACUUCUCAGGAGACGAAAUGAACCCAGAAACCGGCAUUCCUGCAUCGCCCGAUGACGACCCAUAUGACUAUUGUAUGGGCCACGGUACUCACGUCGCUGGCAUUGUUGCUGCGCAGGCUAAAGACAACAUUCUUGGUUUCUCAGGAGGCGCACCCGGCGUAAAGCUCCUAGCAUACCGAGUUUGGGGCUGUGGUGGCGGCAGCACCAAUGAGUUGAUGAUUGCGGGAUUCAACAGGGCUUUCGAGGAUGGUGCUGAUAUCAUCACCUGCUCUAACGGGUACCAGUCUGGCUGGGCAGAGGAAGCGAUUUCCGUUGCCGUUGCACGCAUUGUCGCAGCAGGUGUUCCCGUCCUCAUCUCCGAGGGAAAUGAUGGUAGCUCGGGACUCUGGAAUGCUCUGACUCCAGCUGUCGGGACAGGCGUGGGCGGGACAGGCGCCGUGCAGAAUAAGGUACAGCCCAUCUUCGAGACGGCCGCUUCCUUCACUGUCGGUGAUGCUUCUACAAAUUCGACGACCGAGGAGUUCGGGUUCGUGGCUGGGGAACCACUUUUCACCGACGAUGGUUUGACUCUCGAUCUUCACAGCCUCGGGACCGAUGCGUGCAGCCCCUUGCCUGACAGCACACCGGACCUAUCUGCUAAAUUGAUUCUGCUUGAGGUUCCGGACUCGAGGGUGACAAGAUGCUAUCCAGUUGACCAGGCUGCCAACAUCCAAGCCAAGGGCGGACAUUAUGUGAUGUACUAUGCCAGGGACAAUACAACGGUGGAUGAACAGUUCCUAUAUGUUGAUGGAAUCCGAGGCGUUGGGACCGUCGCUCCCUACAGAGGUGAGGCCUGGAAUCUUUUGUUGGCACGAGGAGCCAAGAUCACAGUAUCGCUUCCAAACCUCAACAACACCAGCGCCGUCAACCAGACCACUUCGCCAACCUUCUACUACGAAGAGGUGGAAAGCAAAGAAAAGGGCGGUAGCAUCAGCGACUUCACCACUUGGGGUCCAUCCUGGGAACUGUCCCUCUCGCCUCAGUUCCUCGCCCCCGGAGGACAGAUUCCAGGCCUCUAUCCUGUGGUGAUGGGUGCAUACAAGAUAAUGUCCGGCACUUCCAUGGCGGCGCCCCACGUUGCUUCUAUCUAUGCUCUGAUCAAAGAGGCAAGAGGAUCCAGCGACCCGAAGACAAUUCGAAGUCUACUCUCUUCCACGGCCAAGCCACAGGCUCCAAGCGGGAGCGGGAAUAAUACCAACGGACUACUGGCCUCUGUCGCCCAACAGGGUGCGGGUCUGGUCCAGGCCAGUGACGCUGCGCAUUCGACUAUCAUUCUGAGCUCGGACGGGAUCGCUCUCAAUGACACUGAUAAUUUUGUCGGCACGCACACCUUCAGCAUUCAGAAUACCGGCACCGACGAUGUCACUUUUACCUUGGGGCAUGCGAAGGCUGUGACUAUGAACACGUUUCGCGACGGGGCCAAUGGGGCAUUACUUGCCUCGAAUACAGCAGUUGAUGCCUGGGCUGAAUUGGCUUUCAGCGCUGAUGAGGUAUCCGUCCCGGCCGGCGGCUCGGAAAAUGUCACGGUCACUUUUACUCCGCCAGAGAAUCUCAAUGCCACUCUCCUUCCCGUUUAUAGCGGCUACGUGACUCUCCAGUCGACUGAACAGUCUCUCGUCCUGCCUUAUCUCGGAGUUGCAGGUAGCAUGAAGUCAAUACCAGUUCUCGACCCAAGGAACGUGUUCCUUGCGGAUUUCAACAUCCCAGCCAAAGCCAACAGGACCUACACGAUCGAACGGCCCGGUCCUGACACAUUUGUCAAUACUGAUCGCGGAGACCAGGCGACGAUGCCAGUUGUUGCAAUUCACCCAACGGUUGGCACCCCGCAACUGCGAAUCGAUAUACUGGCUCUGUCUUCUAUGGGAAACAGCACCAGCCUGCCGACCAAGCCUUUCUUCGACCGUUUCGAAAGCGUGGGAACCCUGCCGCGUUACCCCGUCCCAUACGCUCCAAAUCAGCAGCGCGAAGCUUACUUCAAGGGAAAAAUGGCCGAUGGGACGGUAUUGCCCGAGGGAACGUACCAGCUAGCUGUAUCCGGGUUGAGAGUUUUUGGCAACGCGAGUGAUGCAGAAGAUUGGGAUACCGUCAAGACGAUUCCGUUCAACGUGAAAUACGUUACUGAGUAGGCAGGUCAAGGAUUACAAUUUACUUUAAAUUAAAGUAAUAGCUCUUUAUAUAUA
Molecule: messenger RNA, 2943 nt
Organism: Diaporthe batatas
Lineage: Eukaryota; Fungi; Ascomycota; Sordariomycetes; Diaporthales; Diaporthaceae
Exons: 3
Coding region: 136-2889 (917 amino acids)
Biological process (GO): proteolysis
Cellular component (GO): cell wall; cytosol; membrane
Molecular function (GO): tripeptidyl-peptidase activity; serine-type endopeptidase activity
Source: RefSeq, a predicted model, not a curated record